GCAUAUUUUAGAUAUUUAUUUUUUUUUUUGUUCUUGAUAUGUAUUUCAGCUUUUUUUUCAGCCAUUAGAGAAAUAUGUGCAAAAAGUAUAAUCCUUUUAAAAUUAAAAGAAACUGUUUAAAACAUGUUGCUUGCAAGCACUUGUGAUGGUUUAGGGAGGUGUAGCUCAGCAAUGACUAUUAAGUGAACCAAAGGCAUCCUAAGUACUGAAGUGGUAAGGUUUUUUUUCCUCACUUUACUGAAAUAUAUUGCAGUACUCCUUAGUUAUCACCAGAUGGCCUUGAAAGUCUCUUUUUUUCUAAAGUAGGGAGCAGUGUAGACACAAGGAAGUGAUGUAUCUGUGUGCUGCAAUCGUUCCAGGAAACAGCUGAGUUACAGUUCCCAGCAAGGUUUUGUUUUCCUCCAAACUUUUGUGUACAGAGCUAGAGCUGGAGCUAGUAUUGACAAUCUUAAAUGUUAAGCCUGCCGGUUUCCUUUUAGAUUGUAUCAUUUAACUCUCCUCUUUUUUUUAUUUCCCCUUUUUUUUUUAAGAACUUGGAUUGCCAAGAACCAUGAUGAUGAGCCUUUUUUUGCCUCUUUUACUUGUGUCUGUUCUGUUUAUGAACAGCUUCUCAGAAGUGCGGGGAAGGAAAUGGAAAGGUGAAGGUACAACUCAAAACCUGGAAAGUAUUGCCAUUGGAAGAUGCUAUGAUUAUAUUAGAAUUGUGAAUCCUGCUGUUGGUGAGAAGAAUUGUUCAGAGAUAUGGGAAGCAUUUAAAAGUGCAUUUAUUAACAAGGAUCCUUGCAGCAUUCUACCUGAGGACUAUGAAUUAUUUAUCAACCUGUCAUUGCACACAAUUCCAGCUAACAAGUCUCUCUUCUGGGAAAAUAAUCAGCUACUAGUCAAUAGCUUUGCUGACAGAGGACGUCGCUACAUGUCUGUGGGUGAUACCCUGUUUGGCUUCUUUGGAGAUUUCCUAAACUGGUGUGGGCAGGCAAACAGCUCUGGACUGGACUAUGAAUCCUGCCCUACUACGAUGGAAUGUGAAACCAAUGCAGUGGAUUCUUUCUGGAGGAUGGCCUCAAUCACUUAUGCGAAGCACAGUUCAGGGGAGAUACAUGUCUUGUUGAAUGGUUCUGCAGUCGGAGGAGCUUAUCCACAGCCAAGUUUUUUUGCAGAUUAUGAAAUACCUAAUCUCCAGAAAGACAAAAUCUCACAAGUUGUUAUUUGGGUUGUGGAUGAUAUUGAAGGACCAGAUCUAGACUCCUGUGGAAUCCACAGUGUAAAGACAUUAGAAACCAGGCUGAAAACCCUUGGUUAUAAUGUCACAUGCACUGACAAUUACAAGUCUGUAGUGUUCUUACUCUGCUUGGAUUAUCCUGAUAAUUCUAAGUGUGCCCUUCCAUCAUCUGCACCAGCAGGACAAAGAGGACCUAUAUCUUCAGACAGAGGAGGCAGCUGGAACAAGCUCAUGUUUGUUUCUUUUGUAGGCUUUUUGUUCAGAUUUGCUUUAGUGUAAUAAGUUAAUCAAAUGAAUCCAUAUCCUCUGUUUGCCUUAACUAGCUAUAAAUUUGCCUUCAGCUAAUUUUUAACUGCAGUUUCAUCCUGCGUCUGGGACUGGCAAACCUGCGUAUUAAAACCUUGCAUACUAGAUACCAACUUCUUUUAGUAUCAAAAAUUAACCUGCUGAUGCUAGAAAGCCUCACCCUUCAUUUCCUUCUCUUGAUUAGAAGAAAUGCAUUGCUAUUUCCUCUUAUCUUUGUUCUCCAGAAUUAAACAAGAAUAAUACGUUCUGUUCACAUAUUUCAGAAGGAAAAUUAAAGUAUGCCUGUUGUACAUCAUCCGCACAGAUAACUUGUUUAUAAAAACAUCCUAGCAUUUUGCCUUGUGAACUUAAGUGGCUGACUGUCAUGUUUUGGGAAAGGGAAAUACGAAUUCAGAUAGGAGAGGUCUUAGAUUUCUCACUUGAUACAAGAUACAAUCGGUAAGACAGCAGAAAAUUAAACUCAUUUUCAUAAGUGGUCCAGCACUUGGGCCAAACUUACCUGAAACUGUUGUAUAGCAAGAUUCUGGCUUGCAUACUUGCAUACAGUAUUUUACCACAUGAUAUUGAUUGCUUUGUCAUCCACACAGCUGUUCCUGGCCACUGGGUAGCAAAUAGUCAGAAAUACCAGGUCUAGAGAGUUCCACAGUUUUUCCACUAUGAUGUGAUUUAUGGUAUAUCAUAUUCAGACAAGAACAUGCCAAGUCAGACAUUGGCCUGCUUGCUGUGAACUCAGUCAGCGUGCUUCAGAAUAUACUGAGGAGAGAGCAGAUGCCAUUCUGAAGAUUUCUUGAGUUACUUUUGUGAAUUAUCUUAGUGUUCCAGCUAGAUCCUCUUCUAAAUCACCAGCUAAACAUCCAGCUGCCAAGGUGCCACAUAAAUCUUCAGAAAAAAAAUAGUCAUUCUACUAGAGAAUAAUUUUAUGUAGAAUUUUGUUGCACAUUCUGUGCUAGCUUCUGUAUUAUUUAUUUGUGUUUAUAUUAGCUGGUUGCCAGGAAACUGGGAUAGGAUAUUCCUGUUAUCUGAGUGAAUCUGAUUUAGGGCUUCAUAGUAGAUUUACAUCCUUUCACUCCUUGUUGCAUCCUAUCCUCCCUGAUACAACUAUAUCAUGUUGUAUGUAAAAUAUGUUGUUGUUGCUUAUUUGUCUUGCUUCCAUUCCUGUAAUAAUCCUUAUUUUGGUUUUAAUGCAAAUCCCUUUAUAUUACACACAUAGUUGGGUUUGCCUGUGUCACAGCUGUUUAGUCUUCAGCUUGAAGGAUUUUUGUGUCUGUUUCAAACCCAAAAAGUACUGAAAAUGCAGAAGUACUGAAAUCAGAAGUUAUAGACCUUUGAAAAUCUGGGCUGCAGUAUGCCUCAGAAUUGUUCCCUAUCUAUGCUGUAACAUUAGUCUUUUGAUUGGUUCUUUCAACAUCCUCCUCACUUUUAUUGCUUGUUUGUUGCUGUCCUUAACAGCAGCUGCCAGAAUAAUCAGAGAGGUAUCUGUCUGUAACACAAUCACAUCUCAGAUAACUAAACCCAAGCAAUUUUGAUCAAUCUUCUAUUUGCCUGCAGCAGGUCACAUCAUGACACAUUUUGAGCCACAGGCUGUAGAGAUAGUGCAUUUGAGGCUCACAGUUAGGAGUCCAAGCCAUCAUCAGGACUAGUGUUGGCCUACCUAUUGACCUGGGCAUGACAGUGUGUGGGAGAUUCAGAGAACAGCUUAAAGCACAAGCCUUGUGCCUCUUAGGCAACUUCCAUCCAUAUGCCAAGCAUCCCAGCUGACCAGCUUUUGCUUUCCAGCUUAUGAAAGCUUUUCACCUCUACUGCAAUCCAAUCCAGCAGGACAGUCAGUUCUGACCAUUACAUAUGAUACCAAAUACACUGUAGGAAGUGCUAAGUAAUUCUGUUUUGAAAAAAAAAAUAAUUAAAAUACAAAGUAGGAUAGCUACAAUUCAAACAAUUGAGGUUAUUUACUGCAUAACCUUGUAUCAAGAACAACACACUCAGUACUUCUUGCAGUGUUUUCUCAUUUCUAAUGUUCUUGCCUCUUUUCCUAUUACUUCGACUCAGUAGCAAAGACAGCAAUUUUUUUUCUCCAAUACCUGUUCAAUAAUGCAUCUCAAAGUUGCAGGAAAAAAUUGGGAAGAUCUGUAAAGAUUUUUAGCUAACCAACUAAUAUAGAUGGGAGGGGGGAAAAAAGCAAAGUUCUAGAUGCAUAGGUUUCCUGAGAUCUUAGAGGCAGCACAUUUCAAGAUGAAUGUGAAUUGUUUGUUCUGCAUUUAAUAUAAUGUUUUUAAUCUGCAUGAAAGAACAGUGUGACUGGCAUCUCGGAAGCAGAGAGGCAGAAGUGUCAGCAAAGCAAGAAACAAUAAGAUCAUUUGUUACUCCCAGAGAGAGGGAGAGACAGGAACAAACCUUUUUUAUUUCUACAUCUACAAAGGAUGUGAAUAGUACUGUUUACACAUAUAUGUUACACUUACGUGGUGACAAUCAGCUAGGUGUACCUGUGCUCUGUCUUGAACACCCAGUAAAUGCUCUGGUUAGCAACGUCUCAUGUAACAACUGUGCCAAAUUUGGAGAAAUCAUACUGUCCAAAAGGCACCUGCCCUUCUCUGUAAACUUAUGCAAGCUUGGUAAUGUUCACCCGGGUACUUCAAAUACAGAUUCAAAAUGUUUCAGUCAUUCAUACUUGUACUAGAAGUACUACAAAACCAGCUGUCUCCAGACCUGAAUUCGAGGGAAAAAAUAUUUCAGAUGAAAACAAUAUGUGUAUCACUUCAUUUUGAAUCUGAUUGGAUGCCACAAUCCUGUGUAGAUCUGUUAAUAUCCAACUAUUUAUGGCAAAUGAAAACAUCACGUACAGGAGCAUUACAAGGUGCUCUGCAUUUCCACAGACAGACCUGUGGAAGCUACUGAGACUACAGUAGUAUUUCCUGCUCUGCCCAUUUUGUGGACCAUUCAAGAACUCAGUUAUGUCGCGUCCUUCAUUCCUAUAUAAUAUAAUAUAAUAUAAUAUAAUAAUAAUAUAAUAUAAUAUAAUAUAAUAUAAUAUAAUAUAUAAUCACUCCUACUAACUUACUUUUUUCUCCUGCUACAUGUGUUUCAGUCAUUGUAUCUGACAAAAGCUGAACUCAGAGUAAUUCCUUUCUCCAGCAUGUAUGUGUAUGCAUACGUAUACAUCUGCUCAUACCUGCUCUGUCUAUUUUUAAAUGCAAACUCUUGAGUGCUCUGGAGUAAGAAGUUAUGAGAAUAAAGCAAGAACAACUUGA
This is a messenger RNA of Pipra filicauda (Wire-tailed manakin), 4770 nucleotides long. It is a transcript of the gene BST1, whose product is annotated as bone marrow stromal cell antigen 1. Lineage: Eukaryota; Metazoa; Chordata; Aves; Passeriformes; Pipridae. The coding region runs from base 551 to 1498 and encodes 315 amino acids. Gene Ontology annotation, biological process: positive regulation of B cell proliferation. The transcript has 9 exons. Gene Ontology annotation, molecular function: NAD+ nucleosidase activity; phosphorus-oxygen lyase activity. The record is from RefSeq and is a predicted model, not a curated record. Gene Ontology annotation, cellular component: plasma membrane.